This is a messenger RNA of Paramecium octaurelia, 1084 nucleotides long. The record is from the annotation of a GenBank genome assembly. Lineage: Eukaryota; Ciliophora; Oligohymenophorea; Peniculida; Parameciidae.
AUGUGUUCAUAAGAAUAAUAAGAAUCUAAAGCUCUCAGGGAUGAAGUAUCUCCAUCAAUCAGAGAUUUCAUAAUCAAUUUUAGAAAAUAACAAGCAUAAUUAGCAAAACAAAAUGCAUAUCAACAAUCCAUUUAAAAAAGCAUCCCCAUAUAAUAAAUAACACAAUUGCAGUUUACUAGAUAAUCUGUUGAUACUUAAACAGACCGAGUAGAACCAUAGUCAGAUACAUCUUUCAACAGAAAUUCAGUGUAAGUCUCAUAAAGAUAAAAUUCGACAAUUUCUUAAUCGUACUUGACUUCUCGAGAAGUGCAAAAACAAUGCAAUUAUAAUUAAGCAAAACCCACUGAUGAUCUACCAUCAACAAGAGUAAAUUUUCAUCAACUUCAUCAACACUAUCUGUCCACGUAAUCUUAAAAAUCAGAAUUGAGCACUUAUAACAUAUCUCAAUAAUUACCAUUGAUAUAUAGAUCUCCAUAAAAAUGUGAGGGUAAUACUAAUUAUACCUAAAUAACUGAACAAAUCAGAAACAAAGUAAUAUACGAAAUGGAUAAAAAAAACACAGAAAAUAAUUCAUUUUCAUUAUAGCAAUCUUAAUCUAAGUCACUUUCUAGUUAAAAAAUGAAUAAUUUAUCACUUAAUAAUUAAACUGUAUCCUUGACUGUUAUACCACAACCAAAAAGUGAUGAUGAUGAUUCCUUUUUAAAAUUCAUGUAACCAUUUAUAAGUGAUAUUCUCCUAGUUAAAUGAAUCUGGUUAAUAAGAACAAGGUAAAUUAAGAAGAACAAGAAAAUCGACCACCUUAAUAGAGUCUUCUGUAAUACAACUCAAACAUUACAAAGCCUAAAGAACAACAACAUUUAAAAUCGUCAAUAUGUAAAUAAAGAAUUUCAGAAUCCUUAAAUCAGAAUAGUAAAUUUCAAAAUUAUCGAUAGGAGUAAUAAAAAAUAAAAGUAAUAUAAAAACAAAUACAAACAUGAAUACUAAUACUAAUACUAAAUCAAAUGCACAUCAGAGAUUAUAUUAGGAUGCAUGUAUGAGAUAAGAGAGAAAAUCAAUGGCAAUCAGUAAAAGAUGCAGAUAUUGA